Phytophthora infestans T30-4 is the source of this 579-nucleotide messenger RNA. RefSeq lists its product as uncharacterized. The coding region runs from base 1 to 579 and encodes 192 amino acids. The record is from RefSeq and is a predicted model, not a curated record. NCBI's taxonomy places the organism in Eukaryota, Oomycota, Peronosporomycetes, Peronosporales, Peronosporaceae. The transcript is spliced from 2 exons.
AUGAGCGAGUUGAUCGAGAAUCAGCCUAACAAGCAAGGUGCGCCGGCUGUACAACCUCCUACGGACAGUGAUGGCCAUCCUGUUCGCGAGUGGAUCGACACGCUGCUUCAGGCGGCCGUGAUCGCCAAGGACAAGCAAAAGAAACCGUUUGCACGCUACAAUAGCGUUUGCUCUGCCCACGGUGGGAGACGGCUGUGUGGUGAAGCUGGCUGCGAGCGCGUCGCGCAAUUCGGCCACAAAUGCAGCUCACACGGUGGGAUUAAGCUGUGUAGUAUCGAGGGAUGUCGGCGUGCUGUGCAGUCUCGCGGCUUCUGCAAGACUCACGGCGGAGGUGUGCGGUGCCAACACCCCGAUUGCGCGAAGGGUGCCAUCUCGAAGGGUUUUUGUCGGUCACACGGUGGAGGGUCUCGUUGCGCGGAACCAAGCUGCCAAAAGUGGGCUCAACGCCUUGGAUUCUGCGUGCGUCACUCGAAGGCUGCAACUGAUAAUAAAGCGGAAGCAGUCCAGCCAGAUGCGGAGCUCAUCGCAACGAUUCCGUUGCUUGAGCCACUACCGCCGCCGACUAACAUCUCGACUUAG